AUGGGGUUUGGACUCAGAAAUAUAUCUACACUUCACCAAGUUCCUCUAUGCCUUACGACCAGCCUCUCCUUCUCUCCGCGCCCUUCUCUUUCUCUGAUGAAACCCCUGAAACGCGACUUGUCCUGUGUUAAGGCUACUACUAGCGAUGAUCUUGAGAGUAAUCGUCCUUCGACGCACUUUGCUCCCUCUCUCUGGGGAGAUCACUUCCUCUCUGUUCCCCUGGAUCGAGCUGAUUUUGAUGAGCUAGAAAGACAGAUUGGAGCCAUGAAGCCGCUGGUGAGAGAAAUGCUCAUGUCUUUUCACAGCAGCGAAAAGGAAAAGAUUCGUUUUAUCCAUUUGCUUAUCAGCCUCGGGGUCUCUUAUCAUUUUGAUAAGGAGAUCCAAGAGAUCCUUGACCAGAGUUUCACAAAGCUGCAUGACAUAAUUGUCGGGGAGAAUGAUUUGGAAACCAUCUCCAUUAUGUUUGAGGUCUUUAGACUAUACGGUCAUAAGAUGUCUUGUGAUGCCUUUGAUAGAUUCAGAGGUGAAGAUGGGAGGUUCAAGGAGAGUCUAGUCAGAGAUGUCAGAGGAAUGUUACAGUUGUUUGAAGUAGCCCAUCUCGGGACACCCUCUGAAGAUAUUAUGGACGAAGCCCUAAGUUUUACGCGCAGUCACUUGGAGUCUUUGGCAGGUGGUAAUGCAUCUAAUGUUUCUCCUCAUCUCCUCAAGCAUAUACAGAACACAUUGUACCUACCUCGAUACGGUAACAUGGAAUUACUAGUGGCAAGAGAAUAUAUAUCUUACUACGAACAAGAAGAAGGUCAUGAAGAAAUCUUGCUCAAGUUUGCAAAGCUUAACUUCAACUUUUGCCAGCUUCAUUACAUCCAAGAUCUCAAAACUCUCACCAAAUGGUGGAAGGACUUGGGCCUUGUAUCUAAGCUACCUUACGUUAGGGAUAGAAUUGUGGAGUCACAUCUCGUGUCUAUGGGGCCCUACUUUGAGCCUCACUAUUCUCUUGGGAGAGUCUUAGUGGCUAAAGUUAAUAUGAUCGUGGUUGUAGUAGAUGACACAUAUGAUGCAUAUGCUACUCUUCCUGAAGUUACAGUUCUUACUGAAUGUUUGCUGAGGUGGAGUAUUAGUGCCAGUGAUAAACUACCAGAAUAUUUGCGAAUCGUCCUUGGAGGUUUGUUUGAUGUCAUGGGAGAUAUUGAACGGGAAAUGAAACUGAAAGGAAGAUCCUACGGCGUGAAACAAGUGGUAGAAAGGAUCAAGAUCGUUGUGAAGGCGUACCUAAAGAUAGCAAAGUGGGCACGGUCGGGUCACGUACCAACCUUUGAUGAGUACAUGGAAGUUGGGGUGGUGACAGCCGCGAUGGGAGAUUAUGCAGCUUACAGCUUUCUAGGUAUGGAAGAUAUCAAUGAGAAGGAAGCAUAUGGCUGGCUCAAUUCAAAACCCCUACUCCUCAAACAUCUUAGUAUAAUGUUCCGUCUAGCAAAUGACGUAGGAACCUAUGAGACCGAGAUUAGCAGAGGGGAGGUGGCUAAUGGGCUCAACUGCUACAUGGAACAACAUGGAGUCACCAAGGAAGAAGCAACCCAAGAGUUACGUAAAAUGUAUAGAGAGAACUACAAAGUGGUUAUGGAGGAGUUUAUGAACGAGCAUGCCAAUGUUCCGCGCCAAGUUCUUCUUCGAUGCCUCAACAUUGCGCGUGUCUUCGACGUCUUCUAUAGAGAGGGUGAUGGAUACGGUGAUCCCAAAGGCAAAACCGAACGCUUUAUGACCUCUUUGUACGUCAACCCAAUACCCCUUUCGUAA
Molecule: messenger RNA, 1794 nt
Organism: Microthlaspi erraticum
Lineage: Eukaryota; Viridiplantae; Streptophyta; Magnoliopsida; Brassicales; Brassicaceae
Source: the annotation of a GenBank genome assembly